AUAUCAGUGGAUUUACGGGUACCCCAAAAAUAUAUCAUCGAACCAGUGCAAGUGAUUACCAAGGAAGGGGAAAACUCCGAGAUCCCACCCUAUGAUGAAGUGGAUUUUAACAAUGAAAUUUUCAGUGAGGAGGAAAAGAAUAAACUACCGAAUCCGAAAGUAUUGGCAAAUUCUAAACAACCUCUGGGAAAUAGAGAUGAAAAUGUGGAUAUAUCUGCUGAAAAGUUAAAAUUCGAGAAAUCUGCCCAAAAAGAAAAUAUUUCUCGGGAGAAAGUUGAAAAUGAAUCGCCGUUGGAUGCAAGUCUCCCAGAUUCAAAAAAGGAAAAUAAAAAAUCGUCAAGAGAUUCCAAAAAACCUCAAAGAACGGCCGCACAGAAUUCGGAUAUAUCUUCAGAGGGAAUAAGAUCGGAGGACUCCCCCAAAAAAGAAACAAAUUUUCAGGAGAAUGCUGGAAAUGAACCCUUUUUCGACGAAAGUAUAUCAGAUUCCAAAAAGGAAGUCAUGGAGUCCCGUGAAUCCUUGGAUACUUCCAACACAAAUCAAGACGCUGGAUCGGCUGGAUUAUUAAAAACCCUGGAUGCCCAGCAGGAUACGGAGAAUGGAUCUCAGGUACCUAAAGAUACACAACCUAUGGAAACCCCAGUUAAUUUGGGUGAAAACCCAACGACCACAAAACAGAAAACAAAUGAAAAAUCUGCAACCCCAGAUGGCAAAACAUCGACAAAAGCCCCAGCAAGUUUAGGUGAAAAUGAACCGCCCAAAAAUUACCUCAAAAAUUUGCAAAAUCCUGCAGUUGUUGGAAUAAAUGAAACAGUUAUCAACGUUUCAGACACGCUACAGUCUUCUAAGGACACAAUUAAGGAUGAAAACCAAGAAAAUGGAAAUUCCCACCAAGUGGCGCCCAACGUGAAAGGGACCAAUGAUGACAGUUUAAAAGGAAUUGGAUCAGGUAAUAGCCUACAAGACGAGUUAAAGACUUCAAAACACACUUCACAGCAUGAAAAUCAAGAAAAUGGAAAUUCCAAUCAAGUGGCGCCCAACGUGGGGCAGGUCAAUGCUGAUAACUCGAAAAAACCCGAAUCAGAUAUCCACAAUCAAGGCUCGCUUAGUACUUCAAAGAAACCCACAAAGCAUGAGAAACAAGAAAUUGGAAAUGCCAAUAAAGUGGCGCCCAACGUGGAUGCAACCAAUGCAUCAACAAAUUUGAAAGAAUUGGAAAAGGUAAAGGCUCCCACUGAAGAUUUUACUCAAGGCUUACGGAAAACGGCCUUAGAUGUAAAGAAACAUAACGCAACAGAAGUGGCGCCCAAUGAUAGUCAAACGCCUCUGACAGCCAAGGAAGCGUCAAUAAAUUCAGAAAAAAGUAGUUCUUCACCCAAGCUGAAAAAUAUCGACAGCAGACAAAGUGAAAAUAGUGAGGAUCAACCGCCGAUAGCUCACAAGGAAAAGGAACAGACGGAAAAUUCAGAGAAUAUCUCUUUGGAUUUGGAAAAAAAUUCUCUUCUAACACGCACCCUGUUGGGAGAGGCAAUGGAUGGUAACUUGGAAACCCAGGACUCGGCAAUAAAUCCAGAGAAAGUUACAUCCUCCUCGAAGCUAAAUAGUCUCAAUAGCCAACAGAGUGAAAAUGCUGAGAACAAAUCGAACAAGAUUCCCAAUGAACCCUACGAUAAUCUGGCGAGUUUGAAAUACGACACUGAGACUCCCAAGGAAGAAGAGCAGCCUGAAAAGUCUGGAACCCUCUCUUUAAAUUUGGAGAAAAAUUCUCUUCUCACGCGCACCCUUUUGGGAGAAAGUAUGGAUGAUAUCACAGGAAUUAAAGCUUUGGAGACAGGAGCCCUGGAGACAGCCGAAAAAUCCGGUCUUAUGUCUGAAGAUACAAAUGAAAGUGUUGGCGAAGUUCUUCUACCCAUUCCAGAACUGUUUCAGGAGCUAGACGAAAACACCCAGGAAUCUGAUGGCGAUUUAAAAGAAGAUUCCAUCAAAGUCUCAAUGGAGGAGACUGAAAAUCGGGACUCCAUGGCAUUACAGGACGAUAUGCCUAAGGUUUCGGCAAUUAUUUCAGCAGAAACUUCAGAUGGCGAAAUUUCUCAGAAAAAGAGUUCGGCUCAACCUUUUGAGAAUGAAAUUUCAAAGGUUGCUGUGCAAACUGAUGCUUCACAAAUUUUAGAGGGUAUAUCCAAGAAAUACCCAGAAGAACAUGAUGAAAUCUCCAAGGAAGAGUCUACCGGCCAAGCUGAUGUCAUCAAGCCCAAUGAUCCCCAGAUUCUGCAGGUUCCUCAAAUUCCCGGUGAAAUUUCUGAGGAAACUGUUGAUGCUGCCCUACCUUUACAAGAAAAUGCUUUAAACAAACCUUUAGAGGAUGCAAUUCCAUCUGUUACAUCUGAUCUUGGUGCUCCACCAGAUGUUAAAAAAGAAACUGAGAAACCUUCAUCAUCUUCUGUGGAAGUUUCUGGAAUCGAUACUAACUCAGAGACGGUGGAAGCUUUAACAAUUCGGAUUACUUCCGAAACAAAUGAAAUGAGAAAGGAUGGAGAGAAAGAGGAGACACCUCUUUCCUUAAUUGAAAAUCCGGAUACCCCCGCAACCACAGAUCCUCUAUCUCCCAUAGAUAAGCCGGAAAAUGUAUCAGAAAUUCAAGCAUCAUUGAAUCCAUCUUCCGAUUCUGAGCCUCUUACCUCCGUAUUUUCAGACGUUUCCCAAGAAUCCCUAACAAAUAUCAUAGCUACCGAAGAAAAUGCAAUCAAAAAGGAGGAAGGAGAAGAGGGGUCGGUUAUAUCCCUCAAUGGAAAUCACCAUACAUUAUCUAGCUCGGAUUCUACCUUCCUAAAUACUCUCAGUGUGAAUCAAGAACCUCAACACGACGAAACCGAAGUUGUUUCAGGAACUCAAGCAGCCUCGGAUUCAACCUCCUCUAACGGAGAGAUCCUUACCAUCGGUGCCUCAGAUUUUUCCAACGAGCCUCCGGAAAAUUCCAUUACUGCCGAACAAAUAAUCCAGAAUGUUGAGGAACAUCAAACUCUUUUGGCAUCUUCCCCUAACAACUUAGCAUCGGUUGUCUUGGAAACCUCGGAUUCUUCCAAGGAACCCUUACCGAAUUCCAUUGUAUCCGAAAAUGAUAUGAGCAAAAAGGACAAAGCAACUGAAGAUGAGCCUAUUUCCGAAAACAAAGAAUCCAUUUCUUCAGAUACGCCGGAAUCACUCUCCUUAAUCAGUCCUGGUGGAAAUCACGACGUUCUUCAAAAUAAAGUAGAAAAUGUUGCAGAAGCUCAAACUCCUUUGGAGCCAAUGCCUUCUUUUUCCGACUUUGAUGCAAAUGUCUCCUUAGAUACUUUUAAUCCAACAGAUAUUCCAAAGAAACCUGUAGAGGCUAUGGAACAUACGAGUCUGUUUUCAUCCGAGAAACCCAGUUUAGCAGAUUCCAAUUCCCAAGAAACUGCGAAAAUUUCUGAAGAAACACUGAAGGCUAAGUCUGAGGCAGUACUUACCCCAAAACCUUCACCUGAAGUUCCCAAGUCAUCGGAGGAAACAGAAAUCCUGGAUUCUUCGGCAAGCGAAAUUACGCCAACUCAAGUUGUUUUUGAAAAUGUCAAACUGGACGAUCAGCAAACCCCCUUGGAGGCCACAGCAAACCACAAUCAGGAACAAAAGCUGACACAGGAUGAAAGCGAAUCUCAAUUGAAUCAAGGGAACGAUAAGGACAUUUUGGAAAAAGACAGCAAGCUAUCCGAAAACGAAAGUGGCGCCCAAUCAGACAAAGAAAAUAACUCAGAACACAUUUUGGCUUUGUUAGAGUCCAUAGCUGAUAAAAUUAACCAAAGUCCUCUGGAAGCUCAAAACACCAAAGCCAAUGACGAGGAAACGCCUCAGGAGAACUCUGACCCAGAUGGUGGAGUUGCUGGGACUUUAAUGACAGAAAAUUCCCAUGAAAACACAGAGAAAACUCUUGCCUCCGUGAACGACUUGGAAAACAGUCAGACAACGGAAAAAUUAAAAAUGGACGUCUUAAGUGAUGAUCAGAUUAAUGAGCAAGGAAAUGUGGUACCCCCACAUCCCGUUCCCGUCGAAAUUAACUCUGAAGUCUCAACAUCGAUUCCUUCUUCUCCAGAAAAGGCAGAGAAAAAACCUUCCAUGGAUGUUGCCACUGAAAAUAUCGUUGGAAAUAGUUUAACAUCGGAGAGGGUAAAGGUGGAGGCUUCAAGCUCCAAUCAGGUAUCUGAGAAACUCCCAACGGAAUUUUCCACUCCCGAUCUAAACGAAAUAAAACCUUUCCCAGAAGCGGCUGCUUCUUCCCCAGCAACACCUCAAGCAAGCGAGUCUAUGGAGGUGACCUCUUCAAGUGGCCUGGAAAGUAGUGAAGACUUGGAAAAAAUCCAGUCGGCAUCCCUAAGUUUAGAUCAGGCAUCUGACGUAGUGCCAUUGGUAACCUCAAGUCCAGAUCUCGCUGAAAUGAAACCAUCCUCGGAAAUCCUUUCUUUGGGAGUUACAUCCGAAGUUCUGUCGGAAAAGGGUGCCGAAAAACUGCAAUUGCCUGAUUCAAGUCUUUAUCAGGGGUCUGAUAAGGCUCCAUCAGUAUCCUCAAACCCAGACCUCGGCGAAAUGAAGCCAACCCCAGAUGGUAACUCUGAAACUCCUCAAGAUAUUGUUUCACUGGAAGUUACCUCCGCACAGGUACUGGAAAAUAAUCCCAGGCCUCAAACCCUACAGCCUGCCGCCGAGAAAGAGCCAUCACCUACCUCGAAUUCUGAUAUGGCACCGAAAAAAGUCACAUCGGUACCUCCAGUUCCCGAUCAUACCGAAAUGAAGCCAACCUCAGACAUGACAACGGAAGGGCCUGUCUCUGAUAAAAUCACAUUGCCCCUCAGCCAAGAAAGUGGGAACAAAACUCCUGGAACUCCGAACACAAUUUCGUCCCACAAAGUCCAGGAGGCUCCUCAGUCAUCGACAACUUCUGAACAAAUCCCUGGUGAAUCGCUCCCAACUCCAGCCGCCACCGACAACAUCAAAGAGACAACAACAACAACCGAAGCUCCGCAAACUCUGAAACCUAAACCCACGCCUGACUCAACAAUUCCCCAGAAAACAUCGACAACAAAACCCAAACCUGUGCGCAACCCAAGUACCACCUCUCAAACCGGUACCACACAUAGACCCAGGCCCCGACCCACCAAAGGCAACGCUGGCAGUCAAAAACCAAACUCCAAACCUUCACAACAAACUUCGGCAAAUGCCAACAAGCCUGGUGCACAAAAACCCUCAAGGAAUCCUUCUGCAACAGCUACAGCCACCAAACCUAGUCGCAUUCCCUCCAACAGGCCCUCGACCAAUUCUACCACGAAUACCAAACCACAAACCCAGAGACCUAAUAGAAGGCCAAUCCGGCCAACAUUGGAGCCAAAUGGCAACUCCGUUCCCAAACCCGUUAAUGUGGUGCAUCUAAAUCGGACCCAAACCCAACCCAAGCCCACUACGGGACCCGCUGCAAUUCCAGCUCCCAGUGUGGUAUUUGUGAAUAGACCCGAGACGAGUUCCAAGCCGACAACAGGACCCGCCACAGCGCCCAGCAAACCCGUCACAAAUAACCAAAAUCGGCCACCUUUGAGUUUUUGGUUUCCGAAUUUCCCGGCCGGCAUUUUCCCCUCUUUUGGUGCGGCAGCAACAUCCAAACCCAACAACUCAGAGGCCACUGAAAAUGUUACCCCUAGGCCCACACAGACCUUUUGGUUGCCCGGAUUUGCCCAAGCCCCAGCUACUUCCGCCUCGGGCAAUCAAAGACCCCCACAAAAUGCCUGGUUCUCCAAUUUACCCAAUCCCGUGGCAAAUCUUCCUGCCUUCCCUUUGAAUUUAACCAACAUUCCGACGCUCCUCAAUCGAAAUCAGACUACGGGCGUGGGUUUUCUGGCCGUGCCCUGGAACUGGAGACCUUUGAAUUUCACUGGCUUUAGUCCCUUUGCUCCCAAUCGCUUCACGGAAACCCCACCCAUCAAAGCGGAUGCCGGCAAGGUGGAACAACGUGAUAUGGCAUUUUGGGCCAGCUUGUUUGGUAAAACCUACAACAACACCGUAAGGCAGACGCAAAAAGAAAGAACAACCACCACCACCACCACAAGAUCACCCAAUCGUCGAACCACAACGACAACAACAAAAGCUCCCGGUUUCUUUAAACCAUUCGGUAACAUCCAUUAUAAGGCCAUUUCGGUAACAGAUUUCAUUCGAGCCCUCAAAGAGAACGGCACUAUUCUUCCCAAGGAUGAAAACAACAAUGUGGCCACCAUACCUUCGGGUAUUCAAGUUUUGCAUCUCUAUGUUCCUCUGAAAUAUCCAUUCCAGGCGAAAUUUGUAUCCACCCAGGAGCGUUCGGAUUCAACACAGCAUAUUGUCUCCAACAAACUGGAUCAGUUUGAGAGGAGAUCUACCCUUCCGGCCCAAGAACAAAUAGAAGAGGGAGAAGAAGAAGAAGGUGGAAAUAGGCAAGAAGAAGCAGAAUCUGAGGAAGACAGUACCGCCAAUGUCGUUUACAAAAAUCAGCAGUCAAUUGUCCACUCGGCCCCCAAGAUUUUAGCCACUGUGGCCAAUGCCCCCACAUCUGUGGCAAAUGAAGAAAAAGGCUCCGUCUUCUUUGAAUUGGAAAUGCCCAAAUCAUUUGUCCAGUUCGUGAACACCUUUAUUAAUCUAAUGCCGGCCAAGAAGUAA
Musca domestica (house fly) is the source of this 6693-nucleotide messenger RNA. RefSeq names its product mucin-2-like. The annotation marks the transcript as partial. Lineage: Eukaryota; Metazoa; Arthropoda; Insecta; Diptera; Muscidae. The record is from RefSeq and is a predicted model, not a curated record. The transcript has 2 exons.